Molecule: messenger RNA, 933 nt
Organism: Vairimorpha ceranae
Lineage: Eukaryota; Fungi; Microsporidia; Nosematidae
Exons: 1
Coding region: 1-933 (310 amino acids)
Source: RefSeq, a predicted model, not a curated record
AUGGAAUCAUCUGUCACAUUUAACAAGAUUUCUCAAAAUUCAAUACUUAUUUGUAAAAUAUCCCUAAGUCCACUAAAUAUUCCCGAUUGUUUGUACAUCCAUAUCGAAGCACAUGUUUACACACCAAUAAUAAAGGAAAAAAUACUAACAUCUCUCCCUAUUUUUUAUGAACCUAUAAAUCUUGAAUUUUAUUACAAGUGUGUUAUACCUUACAAUGCUGUUCCUACAUUUGAGAGUGAACACUAUAAAGUACACUAUAAAUUAGUUAUGACUUUUGUAUCAGGAAAAUCAAUAAAGUUAAAGAACUACACUUUUAAGGUUUUAAACAACCAUUAUUUUAUAAAUUACAAAUACAAUAUAUUUCUAGAUUCAGAUAUGUUACGAAUAGAUUUAGAUGAGAAUUAUAAUACAACAGGAUUUAAAGAGAUUGUAAAUUUUUUGCGCAAUACAAAAAUAUCUACAAAUGAAAAGACUCUUGUAAACAAAAUUAAAGAAAAAAUAAAUAAAAUCAACACGUUUAAUGAAAAUUUUAAAGAAAUUUUAAAAAAGCAUAAAAGCAAGGGAGAUGUUUACUACUAUUUGAGAAAACAGAAAAAUUCAUUUUGUAAAUAUAAAGAAUCUUCAAUUACACAAAAUGGCAUACUAGUCAUUUUAUUCAAAUACACUUACAUUGUUAAAAAUAAGAUAAUCUUAAAGAUAGACUUUUUCAAAAAUUUUAAUCUUCUUAAAAUAUUUUUAAUAAGAAAUUUACAAGGAGAAAUAUCUGAAACUUUGCUUAAAGUAAUAAAUGUACAACAUACAAUUUAUAAAAAAAUAAAUAUAAAAAAAGAUUGGGAAGACUAUUCUCUAAGGACAAUUUAUUUCGAAUCAAAAUUGUACCUAAAGAUUUUGAUUGAUGAUUUAUGUUUCAAUAUAUUUCCACUUUUUACAUAG